AGAAGAAAAUGGAUUCCAGAUUUUGGUGGCCGGUCCUCCUCGUCCUCGCUAUGGCCUCCGCCGGAGCUCGCUCUCAGUCCACAGACGCCCUCGGCUUUCUCUCCAUUGACUGCGGCCUCGAGCCCGGUUCGUCCUACGUCGACCCCCUCACCAACAUCUCCUACGUCUCCGACGCCAGCUUCAUCGACACCGGCGUCAACCGCAACACCUCCAUACCCUACGUGGGCCACGUCCCGACCCCUGUGCUCGACACUCUACGUGCCUUCCCCAACGGCACCCGCAACUGCUACACCAUCCGAUCGCCGGCGGUGGCGCGGGGGUCCAAGUACCUCCUCCGGGCGUGGUUCUUCUAUGGAAACUACGACGGCCGGCGCAUCGGCCAGCAGCUGUCCUUCGACCUCCACCUUGGCGUCAACUACUGGGCGGGGGUGAGCGUGAUCAGCAUGGAGUCACCCAUUUGGAUGGAGAUCAUCACGGCGGCCACCACCGGGUACUUGUCGGUGUGCCUGGUGAACACUGGCAAGGGGACGCCGUUCAUCUCUGGGAUCGACUUGCGGCCUUUGAAGGACAGUCUGUAUCCGGCGGCGAACGAGUCGCGGAGUUUGGUGAUGGGCAGCCGGUUUAAUUUGGGAGUGCAGUCUGACUUCAUCAGGUAUCCGGCCGACCCGCUCGAUCGGUUGUGGGAUCCAUGGAGCCCCCCGCAGUGGAACAACGUCUCCACCAACUCCACCGUCCAAAACAUCUACCUGGACUUGUUCGAAGUUCCCUCCGUCGUCAUGCAGACCGCCGUCACCCCCAUCAACUCCAACUCCAGCCUCGCCAUUUCAUGGCAUCCCCUCCCCGAUUACGUCAACCAGUUCUUCCUCAUCCUCCACAUAUCCGAGAUCUUAGACCUCUCCGGUACCAAUCAAUCGAGGCAGUUCAACAUCUACGCGAAUGGAAUCCGGUGGCCGGGGGAUAUAAACAUAAUGACUCCCCCUUACCUCUACUCGGCCGCCGUCUACAGCCUCUUGCCCCUCCCUUCGUCCCCCACCUAUAACUUCUCCCUCCAGGCUCUUAGCAACUCCACUCUCCCGCCCAUCCUCAAUGCCUUCGAGAUCUACAUGACCAUGAGCAAUGCCUCCGUGCCCUCGGAUGCUGGAGAUGUUGAUGCCAUGUCAGUGAUCAAGGAGCGGUAUCGGAUCCAGAGGAAUUGGAUGGGAGAUCCAUGUUCCCCUAGUGAUUUUGUCUGGGAUGGACUAAGUUGUAAUUAUAGCUUGUCAAAUUCUCCAAGAGUCACUGCUUUGAGCCUGUCAUCAAGUGGCCUGACUGGGGAAAUAACCAAAUCUUUUGCUAGUCUUAGUGCACUUCAACACUUGGAUUUGUCUUACAACAAUUUAACAGGGCCAAUACCAGAUGAUCUAGCAAACUUAAGUUCUCUCAAACUACUUGAUUUGACUGCCAACCAGUUAAAUGGAUCAGUUCCUUUGAACCUCCUUGAAAUGGCACAAAAUGGAUUGCUUACCUUAAGACUAGAUGGGAAUCCACAUCUUUGUAACAAUGGUACAUCGUGCAAUGUGAUGUCUGCACCAAAAAAGAAGAAAAUAUCAACACCGAUGAUUGUGAUUCUUUGUAUAGUUCUAGUGUUAAUACUUCUUGCAGUGAUAGUCAUAGUUUGGAGGGUGAGGAAAACACAAGGUUUGAGAAAAGACAGUGCAUUGGAUCCACAAAAUGGCUUCCCAGAGCAAACAGAUACAUUGCAGUUUGAAAAUCGCCAAUUCACAUACAUGGAAUUACAUAACAUCACUAAUAACUUUCAAAAGAUCCUAGGCAAAGGAGGAUUUGGGUCUGUUUUCCAUGGACAUUUGGAAGACGGUCUUCAAAUUGCGGUCAAAAUGCUAUCACAAUCAUCAUCACAAGGAACUAAAGAGUUUCUUGCUGAGGUCCAACACUUGACUAGGGUUCAUCAUCGGAAUUUAGUUUCUUUGGUUGGCUACUGCAAUGAAGUAAAUCAUUUGGCACUUGUCUAUGAGUUUAUGUCUCAAGGAACACUACAAGAUCAUCUGCGAGGCAGGGCAAACAAUUGUAGAGCUUUAAGUUGGAGACAACGUCUUCAUAUUGCAAUUGAUUCUGCACAAGGGCUAGAGUAUUUGCAAAAAGGAUCCAGACCACCACUAGUUCAUAGAGAUGUGAAGUCUGGAAAUAUCCUUUUGAGCGAAACUCUGGAAGCUAAGAUAACAGAUUUUGGGCUUUCGAAAGCUUUUCUAAGUGAGGCAAACAGCCAUAUAUCCACUGUAGUGGUGGGAACUCCUGGAUACCUUGAUCCUGAGUAUUGCAAUACCUUCCAACUUAGCGAGAAAAGUGACGUGUACAGCUUCGGCGUGGUUCUUUUGGAACUUAUCACUGGGCUACCUCCAAUAGUUCCAGGUACAGAAAAUGUACACUUAGUCCAAUGGGUGCUCCAAAGGAUUGAUAGAGGAAAUAUCGAGGAUGUUGUAGAUCCCAAACUGGAAGGGGCGUAUGACUUAAACAGUGUCUGGAAGUGUGCUGAUAUCGCGUUGAAAUGCACGGCACAAACAUCCCAACAACGACCAACCAUGACAGAAGUUUUGAUGCAAUUAAAAGAAACCUUAGAACUAGAGAACUCUCAUUAUAACACUGCGAACACAGUCACCCAUACAAUCACACACAGUGAGAAUCUAUACUCAGAAGUAAGUGAUGUGAGCCUGAACAGUGCUCCUGAGAUAGGAGUGUCUACAAUGACUGAGAUAUCGGGACCAAUGGCAAGAUAAAUAAUGAUAUGCUGACUCUUCCCUCUUAAAAUUGUGUCAUAAUAAUUGUUAAGGUUCAAAAAUGUCAUUUGCUUCAAAUUCAAUGUCGUGUAGUUUUUUACAUGUUAUUACUUGUGUGAAGGAAAAUAGUAUUUGGUGGAGUGUAAAUGAUACUUUUAUUUUCUAUAGCAAAAACUAUUGUAUGUUCUUCCAUU
Messenger RNA from Zingiber officinale, 2965 nucleotides. RefSeq names its product probable LRR receptor-like serine/threonine-protein kinase At1g05700. NCBI's taxonomy places the organism in Eukaryota, Viridiplantae, Streptophyta, Magnoliopsida, Zingiberales, Zingiberaceae. The transcript is spliced from 13 exons. Gene Ontology annotation, biological process: protein phosphorylation. Bases 9 to 2771 code for a protein of 920 amino acids. Gene Ontology annotation, molecular function: protein binding; ATP binding; protein kinase activity. The record is from RefSeq and is a predicted model, not a curated record.